AUGGACGAGACGAGCCCGCUAGUCUCCCCACUGCGGGACUCCCACGAUUUCUCCCACUGUCCCACUGAGCCUCCGAUUCCCCGGGGCGCUUUCGGAGGGACGCCGGGGUCCGUGGUUCGUGUGCCUGCUGGAAGCCCUGGACGCAACCGAGAGCGACAGCCCCUGCUUGAACGGGAUAGAGGAAAUUCUCCGCGAGACCCCCAUAGUAACGAGUUUCCAGAAGAUCCUGAAUUUAGGGAAAUAAUCCGAAAAGCAGAACGUGCUAUAGAAGAAGGAAUUUUCCCAGAAAGAAUCUACCAAGGUUCCAGCGGCAGCUAUUUCGUUAAAGAUUCGCGGGGGAAGAUCAUUGGCGUGUUCAAGCCCAAGAACGAGGAGCCGUACGGUCAGCUCAACCCCAAAUGGACCAAGUGGCUGCAGAAGCUGUGCUGUCCGUGCUGUUUCGGGCGGGACUGCCUGGUGCUCAACCAGGGCUACCUCUCGGAGGCCGGCGCCAGCCUGGUGGACCAGAAACUCGAGCUCAACGUCGUCCCCAGGACCAAGGUGGUCUAUUUGGCCAGCGACACAUUCAACUACAGUGCCAUCGACCGGGUCAAGUCCCGGGGCAAGAGGCUGGCCCUCGAGAAGGUCCCGAAAGUGGGCCAGCGCUUCCACAGGAUAGGGCUCCCUCCUAAGGUGGGAUCUUUCCAAAUAUUUGUAGAAGGGUACAAAGAUGCAGAUUUCUGGUUGCGGCGUUUUGAGGCCGAGCCUCUGCCAGAAAACACCAACCGCCAACUGCAGCUACAGUUUGAGAGGCUGGUGGUUCUGGAUUACAUUAUCAGAAAUACUGAUCGAGGGAAUGACAACUGGCUUGUAAAAUACGACUGUCCAAUGGAUAUGGGAGGCGCUCGGGACACUGACUGGGUGUUGGUGAAGGAACCCAUUAUCAAACUAGCAGCCAUAGAUAAUGGCCUGGCCUUCCCCCUCAAACACCCCGAUUCCUGGAGAGCCUAUCCAUUCUACUGGGCCUGGCUGGCCCAGGCCAAAGUUCCCUUCUCUCAAGAAAUCCGGGAUCUGGUCCUGCCCAAAUUCUCAGACCCCAACUUCAUCAAAGACCUGGAGGAGGAUCUGUACGAGCUCUUUAAGAAAGACCCUGGUUUCGACAGGGGACAGUUCCACAAGCAGAUUGCUGUGAUGAGAGGCCAGAUCCUGAACCUGAGUCAGGCCCUGAAGGACGGGAAGACGCCCCUGCAGCUGGUGCAGAUGCCCCCUGUGAUCGUGGAGACUGCGCGGGCCCCCCAGCGGGCCAACAGCGAGUCCUACACGCAGAGCUUCCAGAGUCGAAGGCCCUUCUUCACCUGGUGGUAGCGAGGGUGUGUGGGGGCUCCCCCUGCAGGGCAGAACGGUGGCUGCGCCCUCUCCGGGCAGCGUGGGCAGGAGAGAGGGAGAGAACUGCGGGACGGCUCUCCCUUUUGCGCCUUGUGCCUUCCUUUUUGCGUAAAAGGUGAGGAGGAAGAGGGAGGAAGAGUUAAAGAGGCCGACACCCUCUCCGCAACAUGCACACACGCACACACUCUCAGACUGAAAUGCACACAGACACGGACACAUUUCCUGGCUGAAACCCUGUAGUUCUCAACAGGGCCUGUUUACAUUCCCAGAGACCUCCAGGUUACGAAGCAAAAAGUUUACCUUUUCAGUGCAAUCGCAAGAGUUGCAGUAGCCCCCCCGCGUGCAUGUCUCCUAUUGGCUGGCUUGCCUUGAUACCAGAUACCAGCUCAACCCUUCUGUGACGCUAGCCAAUCACAGGUCUCUUAAGAUGGUGGGGAAGAGGCAGGGGCACCAGUAGGCAAGCAGUCCAGAUGGUUAUGUGGAGGUGGAUUCUUCUAGAAUGACUGCUAAGCCCUCAACAGGAAGCGCUUACUUGCCUGCUGGGGGAGGGCUGCAUGCAAAAGCCCCAGUCGUGUGGUUGUUUUCUGUGGAAGUUGAUUGACGUGCCGUUGUACGGGCAUGAGAGGCGUGCCAUGCGAUGCCAGACUCAACGUUAGGGCCUUCAACUCAACACUGGCGCUCAUCCUGCUGAUUUCAAAAUGGUUUCCUUUCAUUUUUAAAGACUGUCAUGGACUUGCUGAUCGCCGAGACUGAGGAACGGGCAGACGUUCUUCCAAGACGUGCAUAGAUUAAAAAGAGUUUCAAUUGAAAUGCCAAAAAAAUAAAGUUACAUUUAUGUUCCAGGGAAAUUUAUAAUGGCUUCAUUAGGCAGUGAGGCUAAUUCUCUGGAAAGAUGCCUUUUGCUAAGUAUUUAAAAAAAAAAAAAAACCUAUCAAACGGAGAUGGUCACAAAAUUUGACUUUGGAAGACUUGUAGGAUAUAAAUUAUUUAAUGGAUAAACCGGUUUGCAAAGCUCAUUACCUCACUAUACUCAUGAAUAGGUGGUUAAUAAACGGUCCACUGGGCACAAUUAAAAUGGGUCCUAAUGUAUGUGGCUGGAAUAACCUGAGGCUCAGUUGGGUGAAUUAAAUGUUCUAGGUACUCCAGUUGCCCCCCCCUCUGUAGUGCUCAUUGCUGGGACCUCUGCCGUUGAUUUGGCAGAUCGCCAGCAAAGAACACGCUCUCCUAUAUAGUAUGCAAUACCGUGCACUACUUAUAAAACUGUGGCUUGCAAGUCGGAGGAAUGAGUGGAGAUGAGUUGGGAGAACACUUAAUGUACAGCUUAUCAUGGACUUGCAGGUGCCCGAUGGACCAGCAGGGGUCACUAGAGAGCGAUGAGACGCCGAUCCCUCCCUAACCCUGGGCAACGCUGCCGCCAAUGACGCAUUUCCUUAUGAGGCCCUCGGCCACAGUCAGCGCUGGUGUGGUCUGGUUUCGAAAUGAAUUAAAUUAAUUUAGCUUCUCAUGAUGAUCUCUGUUCUGAGUUACCUGAGUCCUGUUCUUCUCAGUCAUGCAGUAAUAGAGUUGGUUUCCUGUGCAGGGUUCUGUAAAAGGUCGUGGGGAGCCUGGGUCUUACCACACCGUUGGCAGAUUUCCGCCAUAAUGAAACACACCUAUGGCCCUUACUGAGAGAGGUCUGUCUGUCCCCUUCCUCUUUUGAAAACCGUCCUCUCUGAUUCAGUUACUCUUUCGUCACCGGUCAACUCUGUGCUCUGACUCCAUGUACAGUGCAUCUGCCUGUGUUGAAGCAGGAAGCAGGAAGCUGGUGUUGCCUGUGGGCCUGGACCCUGGCCCCCUGUUAUCAGAGCUCGUAUCACAGUACUGGGGUGGUGAAGUGACUGGAGGUGUGAUUUCAGAAGCUAGCAAGCUAACAAAAACGGGUAAUGUUUGAACCAGCAUGAGUCUAGCCGAAAACUGCAUCAGCUUCCUGUACAGGAAGAGGGUAGGGCUAGACUGUUGGGUGGAAGUGCUAAGCCUGUAGCAUACGGUGUACUCGUAGCCAGGGCUGUCAGCAGUGCUCUGGUGAUGUGCAUGUUUCAUACACUCCACCCAGCAACCAGCAAGGCGUAUCAAAGACCCAGCCUUGGGAGUGGCGAGUGUCCUAGAACACUGUAACAGUCAAUCUGUGAAGGAGGGUGAUGCUGAAUCACUGGAUUACCCACAGUUCCCUCUGGCUAAUGUACUCAGUGAUUAUUCCCCCCCCCCCCCCCCCCUUUUUCUUUGGUCUGUCAACUGGAUUAAAAAACAUUUUUUACUACAUAUGUAGCUACCAAACAGACCACAACUGAACUGUAUUGUCCUGACAAUGCACUGUAUAAUUUGUAUGUAAUGUAUUUAAUGAAAGAAAUGCAUAUAACAAAGAUAUUCAUUUAACAGUU
Molecule: messenger RNA, 3782 nt
Organism: Anguilla anguilla (European eel)
Lineage: Eukaryota; Metazoa; Chordata; Actinopteri; Anguilliformes; Anguillidae
Gene: pi4k2a
Product: phosphatidylinositol 4-kinase type 2 alpha
Exons: 9
Coding region: 1-1344 (447 amino acids)
Biological process (GO): phosphatidylinositol phosphate biosynthetic process; Golgi organization; endosome organization
Cellular component (GO): lysosomal membrane; plasma membrane; trans-Golgi network
Molecular function (GO): 1-phosphatidylinositol 4-kinase activity
Source: RefSeq, a predicted model, not a curated record